CUCCUGUUCUUUCUGUAUCUGUGUGUAUUGAGGUCAGCGCUGAUGAUGAUGAUGAUGAUGAUGAUGAUGAUGCCCUCUGUCGGUCACGGCGCGCGCUGCAGAAGCUCCGCCUCAGACACUCAUCCUCUCCGGUGAAGCGGAGUCUCGCGCAGAGACGCGCGGCGCGGCAGCAGCUCUGGUCUCUCCGGUCCGCGUCGCGAUCUGAUCGGUGCAUGCGAGAGCGGAGCGGCUGAAGCGAUGAUGGCGGCAGCGCUGGAGAGAGGAGGGCUUCGGGCCGCCUUCCUGAACCCCGGCAGCGGCGGCGGAGCGGCUCCCACAGCGGUGUCCGGAGCAGGAGCAGUGCUGUGGGGCUCCGGGGGAUCCGGGGCGAUGCCCGUCCCCAUGAACCUGUUCGCCACCUGGGAGAUCGACCGCUCCUGUCCGAGCUGCGUGCCCCGGCUGUGCAGUGUGACGCUGAAGAGGCUGAUCGUGUUGAAGGAGCUGGACAAGGAUUUGAGCUCAGUGCUGAUCGCUGUGAAGAUUCAGGGCUCCAAACGAGUGCUGCGCUCAAACGAGUACGUCCUCCCUCCCUGCGGUCUGAUGGAGACGGAGCUGGAGCUCACCUUCUCUCUGCAGUAUCCUCACUUCCUGAAGAGAGACGCCAACCGUCUGCAGAUAAUGCUGCAGAGAAGAAAACGCUACAAAAACAGAACCAUUCUGGGCUACAAGACGCUCGCGCUCGGAGUCAUCAACAUGGCCGAGGUGUUGCAGCAUCCUACAGAUGGAGGACAGAUUCUGGGUCUCCAUAGCAACAUGAAGGAUGCACCGGCACGCGUGGCUGAGAUUAGUGUGUUCUCACUGUCCAGUCAACCCAUCGACCACGAGUACAGCAGCGGGCAAUCAGGAGCCAAGACCAAAGCCUCAGAUCGCUCUCCUGACCUGGAUAAUUACUCAGAGGAUGAUGAUGACAGUUAUUCAUCGGGGCAGGAGGGCAGUGAUGAUGCUGGACACGCACAGGAUUUGUAUGAUGAAGAUGAUGAGAUACGGAAGCCAAAAAAACCCAGACGAAAAAUGAUUCGAUCUGUCUCCUUGACACGACAACCCAACUUCAAGCAGAAGUUUGUGGCCUUACUGAAGAGAUUCAAAGUCACAGAUGAGGUUCUGGACUCAGACCCGGUGGAUCAGACGCAGGAGGUGGAGGAGGAUCUGGAUCUGCUUUAUGAUAGUCUGGAGGUUUUUAAUCAGAGCGACAGCGGCCCAGAGCUGGAGGACAACGAGAGCGUCCUGAGCACCCCUAAACCCAAACUCAAGCCAUUUUUUGAGGGCAUGUCUCACUCCAGUUCUCAAACAGAGAUCGGCAGUGUUCACAGUCACAAUCAACACCGAGACGUAGGAUCUAACAUGGCGGCUGACUUCCUGUCGGUGGAGCAGUGUGAGACGGCCGGCUCGCAGCAGCAGGAGGACAGCAGUAUGGACACCAGCGGCGGGGAGGUGGAAGCAGAGCAUCAUGGGAUAGUAAUGGCAGAUGUGUCAGAUGUGAACAGCUCUGGUGGGAAGCUCUGCAAGACUGAGUCCCAGAAUCACAGCAGUCCCAGUAAAGCGGAGAGCAGGGUCCCACGGCGCGCUCGCAGCACAUCCAUGAAGGACAGACAGAACUCUCGAGCUCAGAGCGAGCGCACCAUCAGCGUGGACAGCGAGUGUUCGCUCGACAGCCGCUUCAGCACACAGGUGCCCAGGAAAUCAGUGUAUGAUCAGCUGAAUCAGAUCCUGAUCUCAGACGAGAGACUCCCGGAGAACAUCAUCCUUAUCAACACGGUGGACUGGCAGGGUCAGUACGUGGAGGAGGUCCUGCAGAAACACACUCAGCCCAUUGUGUCGACCUGCUCCACCGCUGAUGUCCAGGCCGCAUUUAACACCAUCGUCACAUGCAUUCAGAGAUUCUGUAACUGUAACGCUCAGACUCCGCCCACUGUGAAAGUGGCAGUGGUGGGAGAUCAGAGUUAUCUCAGUACAGUUCUGCGCUUCUUCGUAGAGCAGCUGGCCAACAAGACGCCUGAUUGGCUGAGCUACAUCCGCUUCCUCAUCAUCCCCAUCGGUUCCCAUCCUCUGGCCAAGUACGUGUCGACCUUCGACAGUAAGUUCUGCAAUAUGUUCCUGGAGCCGUCGUGGAGGGAGCUGUUCUGCCGGUCAGAGCGUCCCAUCGCAGACACUGUUGAUGUAGCUGGACGGAUCAUUCAGUAUCUGUCUGGAGCAAAUGUGUCUCAUCAGUUUCCCAUAUCUGAAGCCAUGCUCACUUACAGACAGAAGAGUCCGGAUGAAGAUUCGUGCCAAAAAUUUGUGCCAUUUAUCGGGGUGGUGAAGGUGGGGAUCGUCGAACACAGUCUGUCCACAUCAGUGGAUUCUGAUGAUGCCAUGGGCGGGAAUGUGGGCGUGGCUUCCUCACCCCUGCCACAGUCAGCCACACCCUAUGGGAAGGAGAUGUGUGUGACUCCGCCCCCAUCGCCCUCGGCCUGUGCGGUUUUCACUGGCAUGGGUUCUCCGUGCACAGGUGGAGAGCUGAUGGGGCUGCAGGUGGACUACUGGACGUGUGCGAGCGGAGAGAAGAAGCGUGAGGGUGAGAAGCGUGACGUGUGUCUGAAGAACACACUGAAGAGUAACUUCCGCUCGCUGCAGGUCAGUCGUCUGCCCAGCGGAGGAGAUCCCAGCGCUCCUCACAGUAUGGCCAUGACCGUCGUCACCAAAGAGAAGAACAAGAAAGUGAUUUUCCUCAGUAAGAAGCUGAAGGAGAAGGACGUGGACUCUAAGAGUCAGGUGAUCGACGGCAUCAGCCGGCUCAUCUGUACGGCCAAACACCAGCACACCAUGCUCCGAGUGUGCAUCGAUGGCGUGGAGUGGAACGAGGUCAAGUUCUUCCAGCUGGCCGCGCAGUGGCCGACUCACGUCAAGCACUUCCCCGUCGGUGUGUUCGGCUGCAGCAAACCCCUGUGACCUCACGUCCACUGACCAGCGUCCAGCGUCCUGACUCUAUAAGCAGAACAGCUCGUGUUUUCUCUGAAGACGGCUGCCCUCGAGAUUAACUGUACGGUGACGGAUGGAAAACGCCAGGCACUUUCUGUUUCUUUAUCAUUUCUGUGAAAUCCUGUGUAGAACGCCGUCAGGUGCAUGAUGGGACGGAUCCGCGUGCGUCGACAGGCCGUGUUAAAGCAUUUUGCUGUGAAUUCAAACUGAUUUUUUACCCUAAUGUAACCUCUGUUAGCAGUAUUUUGUGAUAACACAGUGAAUAUGAAAGUAUAAACUGAACCUGCCUUUAAAGCACACAGAUGAUGAGCAGAAACAUCGCAGUUAUCGCCCGCGUCUUCACUGAUGAAGAACUUCCUGUCACAUGACACACACCGCUCACGCCCACACCCAUCAUACACAUCACUACAUAACUGUUUUAUUUCCAUCUGAUAAAUGAUCAAAUAUUUGACAGCCAAUCAGCAGAGCUCCAGCUUGCGGUUCUUAAAUCAAUUAAAUAAAAUAUAAAGUCUUGUUUUAUGAGAAACUGAUCAAAAUGAGUUUAUGAUUAGAACAAGAGCAAAUAUCUGUGAAUCAGCUUAAUUCAAAGAGAAGCAAGUCUUCAUCUAUCUGCUCUCGUUUUAAUCAUAAACUAACUUCAUUUUUGACCAGUGUCUCAUAAAACAAGACUUCAUAUUUUCAUUUUGCAUUUGAUUUAAGAAUCCUUAGAUAUUGUAAAACAAGACAGAAACACUGAGGAAGAUGUGUGUGCCACAGAUAUGAAUUCAUGAUUUCUGCUCUGAUUUAAGAGCUUUCAAAGCCUUAAAUUGUGAAAAGGCCCACAGAAACCCAGUGCAUCAUGGGAGAUUGAGUGUGUGUUAUCUGUGUUCCUGUAGUUCAGUCUGAAUCACUUUAAUACUGUGGAUUUUAGUUUUGAAUCUGACGUUUAAACCCUGGUGAUCUUCAGUCGCUCGAGCUCUGUUUAUUCUCAUGUGUUUCCUGCUCUUAUUUGGGAUUGUUUUGGCGAUGAAUGUAUCGAGAUGGCUUUCAGUGUUUGGACCUUCCACUUCAGAUGCCAGAAAACUAAUUCCAGUUCACCAAAGCUGCUUCAUCAACACCACAGUAUUUGCACUUGUACUACAGUAAUGAGAGCUGAUGGCUGCUCCGGCUCCAGCACUUUGAUUUAAAGAGACAGUUCAUCAUUCUGUUCUUAUUUCAUCCUCGUGUCAUUCAAACCCAUAUGACUGACUGUGGGGAGAUAUUUAGAGAAAUGUCUCAGUGUUUUUUGUCUUUACUGUGUCUUCUUGAAGAAAUGCAGUCAAAGCUUUGUGUGAUUUGAGUAAAUGAUGACAGAAUGCUGAUUUUGGGGUGAACUGUCACCUUCUGAACCACUAUGAACUCGUUCUCUGUAUAUGCGGUCGAGCAGAUCCGUUUACAUGAAGGAUUCUGUGUACGUCUGUUAAACUCUAGUGUGUGUGUGUGUGUGUGUGUGUGUGUGUGGACAGGUCACGUCUCAGCAGGUAUAAUCCACUGCGGCUCAUAUACGGGACGCUGACUGAUGAAGCACCUUUGCACAGAACCUCAAUGUUAAAUUAUGUGACAGACUUUUUAAUGUUUCAUCUUUGCAUGUUUUACAUUUGGAGUAUGUAAUGGCAUUUUAUAGCGCUGCUUCUUUCCAUGCUUGCACAUGCAGUUGUGUUUAAUAAAGUGUUUUUAUGCACUGGGGAGUGAA
This is a messenger RNA of Carassius gibelio (silver crucian carp), 4708 nucleotides long. RefSeq names its product phosphofurin acidic cluster sorting protein 2. Gene Ontology annotation, molecular function: transmembrane transporter binding. The coding region runs from base 238 to 2967 and encodes 909 amino acids. The record is from RefSeq and is a predicted model, not a curated record. Gene Ontology annotation, biological process: protein localization to plasma membrane. NCBI's taxonomy places the organism in Eukaryota, Metazoa, Chordata, Actinopteri, Cypriniformes, Cyprinidae. The transcript is spliced from 24 exons.